Messenger RNA from Paramecium pentaurelia, 2217 nucleotides. NCBI's taxonomy places the organism in Eukaryota, Ciliophora, Oligohymenophorea, Peniculida, Parameciidae. The record is from the annotation of a GenBank genome assembly.
AUGUUUAUAAUAAUAUUUUCACUCCUUAACAUAUCAAUACAACUAAAUUAAUAAUGUAAUACUAUUUUAAACAAGGAUUGUUGUAUUGAUUCAUGUGAAUGGGAGAAUGAGUAAUGUCAAACAAAAAAAGCAUAAAAUUAUUGCAAUUCCAAUAAUUUUAAUGAAGAAUAAUGUAGAUAAAAUCCAAUAUGUGCAUUUUAUAAUGGUAAAUGUGAACCUUUUUUUGGAUGUUAAACAUAUUAAAAUAUAGGAUCAAAUUGUCCAAGAGUAUCAAUUAAUUGUAUUUCUAUUACAGAUGAACCUGUUUGUAUAUAGAAACCAAUAAAUUGUAUAUAAAUAUCUGAGAGUAAAUAUUGUGGUUAGAUUGAUCAUUAAUAAGGCAGUAAAGAGUCAUGUGAAUGGAAAGAUGAUAAAUGUUAAUUUACAGGAUGUGAAAAGGUAAAUGAAUUUGGAUAACUGUCUGAAUUAAAAUGUUAAAAAUUUCAUAAUGUUUGUAAAUUUGAUGGAAUAGAAUGUAAAAUAAAAUUAUAAUAUUGUUCUUCAUAUCUAUAUAAUUGCAAUUAAAUUACAGCAAUUACAGGUAAAUGCUAAUUAAAUUCUAUUAAAUAAAGUUGUAUGAAUGCAUCAUGUUAUAAUUAUUUUGAAGAUAGCUAUGAGAAAUGUUAAAAACAUUUUGGUUAAUAUGGAUCUUAAUGUAUUUAUAAUAAGAAUUAUUUUGGGGGAAUAUGUCUAGAAAUAGAUUAUAAGACAUAAGUAGGUAAAUGUAUGGUUGAGAUGUAAGAUAAAUCUUGUAAUUAAUAUUUAUUGAUAUCUAAAUGUUUUGGAAUAAACUCAUAGAAAUAUGAUUAAAAAAUAAGUUUUUGUUAAGAAGGUAAUAUAGAUUUAGAAAGAAGAGAAUGUAAUACUAGUUUAAAUGAAUAAGAAUGUAAUACAAUAGAGACAAUAGAAUUGAAAAAAUGUUAAUGGAUUAAGAAUACUUGUUAAACAAUUAAUUAAUGUUCUGAUUAUGAAUUAAAUUUUGAUUCUACAGAGAAGACUUGUGAUGAAUUGAAUUUAGGUUGUAAAUAAAUCCCUUGUUAAAAUAAUAUUUAUGGAUGUUGUGUUUAAAUAUAAGGAUGUAAUGGUUAUUAGACAAAAUAAGAAUGUACAAAUAAUUCUGAUAAUUUUAUUAUUGAUUUAUAAUAUAUAUGUAUUUGGGAGAAUAACUCUUGUAGAUAUGGUAAAUGUGAAGAUUUUAAUAAUGACAUUUAUUAAUGUAAUAAUUUAGAAGAAUGUAGAUAUAUAGGUAAAUAUUGUUAAAAUAAAAAAUUUAUCUCUUGUGAAGGAUUAGAAAUAAAAGAUUGCAUUAGAUUAAAUUGCUUCUAUAUAAUGGGAAAAUGUUAUAGUGCAUAUGAGAUUUAUAAAGAUAUUUAAAGUUUAAGCAAAACAUUAGGGUAAGAUGAAAAUACUGUUUGUUAAUAUUUUUCUGAUAAACUAAUGUAUAGUUCAGAUACUAAAAAUUGUGUUUUAAAAAGUUAAUGCAAAAAUUAUAGUUACAAUUGUUAAAGUAUGAAAUAAUAUGAUAAUGUUUAAUGUGUAAAUAUUAAUUCAGAAUGUCGACCUAUGACAUCUUGUUCUUAACUAUCAUAUUCAGAAGUAGAAAAAUGUUAUAAAGCUUCUAGUGUAUGUAAUACAAAUGGUAAAACAUGUGAGAUUGCUGAAAAACUGUGUACAUCAUAUAAAGAUAAAAAUUCUUGUAAUUUUUAAUUAGAUCUAAGUAUUUGUUAAUGGGAUUCUAAUGGAUGUCAUUUAAAAAAAUGUGAAGAAAUAAAAGUUAUGAAUGAUUGUGAUUCCAAAAAUUUAUGUAUGAAUCCUUAAGUUUGUAGAUAAAAUAUGUGUGUCUAAUCAAAUAAUUAUUGCAUUACUAUAAAAUCAAGAUGUAGUUUAUACUUAUCAAAAAUUAGUUGUUAUAAAUCAAUUAAUUCUUUUUGUUUUUGGAAUGGAUAAUAUUGUAUGGAUAUAAUGAAUUGUUAAAUACUUUCAAUUAGUUAAUGUUAAAAUGAAAAAUAUAAUCAUACAUGUAUUUUUGAUUAUGAUUUCAAUGAAUGUAAGAAUCGUAGACACUCAACUUCUUCAUCACUUAAUUAAACAUGUUUAUAAAAUAAUUAUAAAGAUGAUUAUUAUUGCAAUUCUUAAGAAAAUAGAGAUAAAAUAAUAUCAUUAUUCAAAAAUACUUGA